CAAAGAAAAGCAAUGCAAGAGUGAUAGAAAUCUGAAGCUACCGGAAACGUACAAUGGCUAACAACGUGUUUGGAGACCCCAUCACCGAUCACACUUUGAGGAAUAUGCCGGAGUACAAGGGCAAGCAGAUAAAAAAAAAGGAUAGAGCGGAAGUGGCUUUGCUUUUUAAAAAUUCAGGGAACAAGAGCGAGAAUGCCAAGAGCUACCUGGACAAGUUGAAGGGACAGGUGGGGAACGAAAUCUCAACGUUUGGCCUGGUUUACAACGCUACUGGGGAUACCAUCACGUUUGUUGACGAGCAGACUUGGUCUGGAGAAAUCGACCCGUCCACGUAUCCGUCAGCGAUCGAAAAUGGCCAGUGGGGUGCCUUCCUCCAUAUCAAAACGCCUGGCGCAAUAUGUGGUUCCCACGCGGCUGUAGUGUACCGCUGCAAGAAUGAGAGAGGACGACAUUAUGACUGGGUGGUGGCUUGGGACAACCCAUGGAGCAGAAUUUCUUAUGAAAACAAGGUCUACACAGAGAUUCGAAAAGAAAACGACUUUGAAGGGAGUUGGGAAGCUAUCCAAAAUAUAGUGACGCAGAAGACCAACGAUUACAACAAUCAUCAGGAGACAUCGAACGGAUGCAAGUCAACUGUUGCAAUAGGCGAGUACCCUUCCCCAUUGAUUGGAUGCAAGUUACUUAGUGCAGUGCUCACGCUUGCACCAUAGCUUUAUAUGCAACUCUCCCCAUGAAAGAACCGGUUCAAAUAGCUAACUUUAUGUUGGAAUCCUUGUGUCUCCUCCCAGCGGACUCGAAAUUACGUAAAAAUUAAAUAAGGACGAGGGAUGUGCAUUUUCUUUUCUAGAAUGGUGUGUAUUAAUCCUAGGGUAUGUGGUGCAGCUGCUUUUGAGUAUCAUGCAUGUUGCUUCUAUCCUUCUAUGCAGUUCCUUGGGCUGAAGUAACUGCCUUGCGGGUGCUCUUUUGCUAG
Rubroshorea leprosula is the source of this 970-nucleotide messenger RNA. The record is from the annotation of a GenBank genome assembly. Lineage: Eukaryota; Viridiplantae; Streptophyta; Magnoliopsida; Malvales; Dipterocarpaceae.